GUCGCCGCCGCUGCAGCAAAAAUAUAAAGGACGCGGCUAGCGCAGCCGCUGGGCAGCCGGGUGCCGGGCGCUGGAGCCGCACCCCACCGCCGCCAGCUCCCGACCCGCGUACGAACUAAUGGCUGAAGACUAAAUCAACAUGGCGACUAUGGUUCCACCAGUGAAACUGAAAUGGCUUGAACAUCUCAACAGCUCCUGGAUCACAGAGGACAGUGAAUCUAUUGCUACAAGAGAGGGAGUUACUGUUUUGUAUUCUAAACUGGUCAGCAAUAAGGAAGUAGUACCUUUGCCUCAACAGGUUUUAUGCCUCAAAGGACCACAGUUGCCCGACUUUGAACGUGAGUCUCUUUCAAGUGAUGAGCAGGACCAUUAUUUGGAUGCCCUUCUUAGCAGCCAGCUGGCUCUUGCAAAGAUGGUCUGUUCAGAUUCUCCAUUUGCUGGGGCGCUACGGAAGCGAUUGCUUGUACUGCAGCGUGUCUUCUACGCACUUUCUAACAAGUACCACGACAAAGGCAAAGUGAAGCAGCAGCAGCAUUCUCCGGAGAGCAGCUCUGGUUCAGCAGACGUCCAUUCUGUCAGCGAACGGCCCCGGUCGAGCACUGAUGCACUUAUAGAAAUGGGUGUCCGAACCGGUCUAAGUUUAUUAUUUGCACUUCUGAGACAGAGUUGGAUGAUGCCUGUGUCGGGACCUGGUCUCAGUCUCUGCAACGACGUUAUUCAUACUGCAAUUGAAGUUGUGAGCUCUUUGCCUCCCUUGUCUUUAGCAAACGAAAGCAAGAUUCCUCCUAUGGGCUUGGACUGCUUAUCACAAGUCACAACAUUUCUUAAAGGAGUAACUAUUCCCAAUUCUGGGGCAGAUACUUUAGGUCGUAGAUUAGCUUCUGAGUUGCUGCUUGGCUUAGCAGCUCAGAGAGGCUCUUUGAGAUAUCUUCUUGAGUGGAUAGAAAUGGCUUUGGGGGCUUCAGCAGUUGUACAUACUAUGGAGAAAAACAAACUACUAUCAAGCCAGGAAGGAAUGAUCAGCUUUGACUGCUUUAUGGCUAUAUUAAUGCAGAUGAGGCGUUCAUUGGGUUCGUCUGCUGAUCGGAGCCAGUGGAGAGAACCAACUAGAACAUCUGAAGGCUUAUGUUCACUCUAUGAGGCAGCAUUAUGUCUUUUUGAAGAGGUUUGUAGAAUGGCUUCUGACUACUCGAGAACAUGUGCUAGCCCAGACAGCAUUCAGACUGGCGAUGCUCCCAUCGUCUCUGAAACCUGUGAAGUCUAUGUCUGGGGCAGCAAUAGCAGCCAUCAGUUGGUAGAAGGCACACAGGAGAAAAUUCUACAACCGAAACUGGCUCCCAGCUUCUCUGAUGCUCAGACCAUUGAAGCUGGACAGUAUUGCACUUUUGUCAUUUCUACGGAUGGCUCUGUCAGAGCUUGUGGGAAAGGCAGCUAUGGGAGACUGGGCCUUGGAGAUUCCAAUAAUCAGUCUACUUUAAAAAAGUUAACUUUUGAGCCUCACCGGUCCAUUAAAAAAGUUUCAUCAUCUAAAGGCUCCGAUGGUCACACUUUAGCUUUUACUACAGAAGGUGAAGUCUUCAGCUGGGGAGAUGGUGAUUAUGGGAAACUGGGACAUGGAAAUAGUUCAACCCAGAAAUACCCCAAGCUUAUCCAGGGCCCUCUGCAGGGAAAGGUAGUUGUUUGUGUAUCAGCUGGAUACAGACAUAGUGCUGCUGUCACAGAGGAUGGCGAAUUAUAUACAUGGGGUGAAGGAGACUUCGGAAGAUUAGGUCAUGGAGACAGUAACAGCCGUAACAUUCCAACAUUAGUAAAAGACAUUAGCAAUGUAGGAGAGGUUUCUUGUGGAAGUUCACACACGAUUGCUUUGUCCAAAGAUGGAAGAACUGUGUGGUCUUUUGGAGGAGGAGACAAUGGCAAACUUGGCCAUGGUGAUACCAACAGAGUAUAUAAACCCAAAGUUAUUGAAGCUUUACAGGGAAUGUUUAUUCGCAAAGUUUGUGCCGGGAGCCAGUCUUCACUUGCUUUGACAUCAACGGGGCAGGUCUAUGCUUGGGGUUGUGGGGCUUGUCUAGGUUGUGGUUCUUCAGAAGCUACUGCUUUGAGACCCAAGCUCAUUGAAGAAUUGGCUGCCACAAGAAUAGUUGAUAUUUCUAUUGGAGAUAGUCAUUGUUUGUCUCUUUCUCAUGAUAAUGAAGUUUAUGCCUGGGGCAAUAACUCCAUGGGGCAGUGCGGCCAGGGAAAUUCCACAGGUCCUAUUACUAAACCAAAGAAAGUGAAUGGCUUAGAUGGCAUAGCUAUUCAGCAAAUCUCUGCUGGAACAUCACAUAGUCUAGCAUGGACCGCUCUUCCUAGGGAUAGACAAGUUGUUGCAUGGCACCGGCCUUAUUGUGUAGAUCUUGAGGAGAGUACCUUCUCACAUCUUCGUUCCUUUCUUGAGAGAUACUGUGAUAAAAUAAACAGUGAGAUUCCACCACUGCCUUUCCCUUCAUCAAGGGAACACCAUAAUUUUCUUAAGCUGUGCCUGAAGUUGCUUUCAAAUCACCUAGCUCUGGCCCUUGCGGGAGGGGUAGCUACCAGUAUUCUUGGGAGACAGGCAGGUCCACUUCGAAAUUUACUCUUCAGGCUGAUGGACUCUACCGUUCCAGAUGAAAUCCAAGAGGUGGUAAUUGAAACACUCUCAGUAGGAGCAACCAUGCUGUUACCUCCAUUACGAGAACGGAUGGAGUUACUUCAUUCUCUUUUACCCCAAGGACCUGAUAGAUGGGAAAGCUUAUCCAAAGGACAGAGAAUGCAGCUGGAUAUAAUUUUGACAAGUUUGCAAGAUCAUACCCACGUAGCCUCCCUUCUUGGCUAUAGCUCACCUUCUGAUGCUGCUGACCUUUCGACUGUGUGCAUGGGCUAUGGAAACCUGUCAGAUCAGCCUUAUGGUCCUCAGACUUGCCAUCCAGACACUCAUCUGGCUGAAAUUUUAAUGAAGACCCUCUUAAGAAAUUUAGGGUUUUAUACGGAUCAAGCAUUUGGAGAGCUAGAAAAGAACAGUGAUAAAUACCUUCUUGGAACAUCACCAUCUGAGAACAGUCAGCCUGCUCAUCUCCAUGAACUGCUGUGUUCACUGCAGAAACAACUGCUGGCUUUUUGUCACAUUAAUAACAUUACUGAGAACUCAAGCAGUGUGGCAUUGCUUCAUAAACAUCUUCAGCUCUUGCUGCCUCAUGCUACAGAUAUUUAUUCACGUUCUGCAAAUUUACUUAAAGAAAGUCCUUGGAAUGGCAGUGUUGGAGAAAAGUUAAGAGAUGUGAUCUAUGUGUCAGCUGCAGGCAGUAUGCUCUGCCAGAUUGUUAACUCCCUUCUGUUACUCCCGGUAUCAGUGGCUCGUCCUUUACUGAGCCACCUUCUCGAUCUCUUGCCACCUCUUGAUUGCCUUAAUAGACUCCUGCCAGCAGCUGCUCUUUUAGAAGACCAAGAAUUACAGUGGCCUCUUCAUGGAGGACCAGAAGUAAUUGACCCUGCUGGUGUGCCAUUACCUCAGCCAGCUCAGUCUUGGGUGUGGCUUGUGGAUCUGGAAAGAACUAUUGCUCUUCUCAUUGGGCGAUGUCUUGGUGGCAUGCUUCAGGGCUCCCCUGUAUCUCCAGAGGAACAGGAUACUGCAUAUUGGAUGAAAACACCACUUUUCAGUGACGGUGUGGAAAUGGACACUCCUCAGUUGGAUAAAUGUAUGAGCUGCCUACUAGAAGUAGCUCUUUCAGGAAAUGAAGAGCAGAAGCCUUUUGAUUACAAAUUGCGGCCUGAAAUUGCUGUCUAUGUAGACUUGGCAUUGGGUUGUUCUAAAGAGCCUGCCAGAAGCCUUUGGAUCAGCAUGCAGGAUUAUGCUGUUAGUAAAGAUUGGGACAGUGCAACUUUAAGUAACGAGUCCCUCUUGGACACUGUGUCUAGAUUUGUUCUUGCAGCACUUCUCAAACACACAAACUUACUUAGUCAAGCAUGUGGAGAAAGCCGAUACCAACCUGGUAAAAGCUUAUCAGAAGUGUACCGUUGUGUAUACAAAGUUCGAAGUCGUUUACUUGCUUGCAAGAACCUUGAACUUAUUCAAACCAGGUCAUCAUCACGAGACAGAUGGAUCUCAGACAACCAAGACUCUGCAGAUAUUGAUCCUCAAGAGCAUUCCUUUACCCGGACCAUUGAUGAAGAAGCUGAAAUGGAAGAGCAGGCUGAGAGAGACAGGGAGGAUGGGCAUCCAGAGCCAGAAGAUGAGGAGGAAGAACGGGAACAUGAAGUAAUGACAGCUGGCAACCUUGUUUUUGUGUUGCACGUUACAGAAAUCUUUCAGUGUUUCCUCUCAGCCCGAGAAGUAGCUCGUAGUCGAGAGCGAGAUAGAAUGAGCAGUGGGGCAGGGUCUGGGGCCCGAGCUGAUGACCCACCUCCCCAGUCUCAGCAGGAGCGAAGGGUCAGCACAGACCUUCCCGAGGGGCAGGAUGUGUACACUGCUGCCUGCAACUCUGUGAUCCACCGCUGUGCGCUCCUGAUAUUAGGAGUAAGUCCUGUGAUUGAUGAGCUUCAGAAGCGAAGGGAAGAAGGGCAGUUGCAGCAGCCUUCUGUGAGUGCCUCUGAAGGCAGUGGACUUAUGACCAGGAGUGAAAGUCUCACUGCUGAGAGCCGGCUAGUUCAUGCAAGUCCAAGUUAUAGACUGAUCAAAUCCAGGAGUGAAUCUGAUUUGUCUCAGCCUGAAUCAGAUGAAGAGGGUUAUGCACUGAGUGGCCGACGAAAUGUUGAUUUGGAUUUGGCGUCAUCUCAUAGAAAAAGAGCGUAUUUACUCCUUUUUGGCCAGUUGAGCCCCAGAAAAAAGAAGAGCUUCAAGCAAGUACAUGAUGGUCCUAUGCAUAGUCAGUUGGAAUCUCUGAGUGACUCUUGGACUCGCCUGAAACAUACCAGAGAUUGGUUGUACAACUCCUCUUACUCCUUUGAGUCUGACUUUGACCUUACCAAGUCUUUGGGAGUGCACACAUUGAUUGAAAAUGUUGUAAGUUUUGUGAGUGGAGAUGUGGGGAAUGCCCCAGGUUUUAAGGAGCCGGAAGAAAGUAUGUCUACAAGUCCCCAGGCCUCCAUCAUUGCAAUGGAGCAGCAACAACUAAGGGCAGAACUUCGUUUGGAGGCACUUCACCAGAUCCUCACUCUGUUGUCUGGCAUGGAGGAGAAGGGUAGCAUCUUGCUGACAGGAAGCAGAUCAAGUUCAGGCUUUCAGUCAUCCAAUCUGCUCACAUCUGUGAGGCUGCAGUUUCUAGCAGGGUGUUUUGGUUUAGGCACUGUUGGACACACAGGAACCAAAGGAGAGAGUGGCCGAUUGCAUCACUAUCAAGAUGGGAUCAGAGCAGCUAAAAGAAAUAUUCAGAUUGAAAUCCAGGUGGCUGUCCACAAGAUUUAUCAACAGUUGUCUGCUACUCUAGAGAGGGCCCUUCAAGCAAAUAAGCAUCAUAUUGAAGCCCAGCAACGUCUUCUUUUGGUUACAGUUUUUGCCCUCAGCGUUCAUUAUCAGCCAGUGGAUGUUUCAUUGGCAAUCUCCACUGGUCUGCUGAAUGUAUUGUCACAGUUAUGUGGCACAGACACCAUGUUAGGACAGCCCCUGCAAUUGCUGCCAAAGACUGGUGUUUCCCAGCUUAGCACAGCUUUGAAAGUGGCCAGUACAAGGUUGCUCCAGAUUCUAGCCAUCACUACAGGAACCUAUGCUGAUAAGCUGAGUCCCAAAGUGGUUCAGUCCUUGUUGGAUCUACUCUGUAGUCAGUUGAAGAAUUUGUUGUCCCAAACUGGUGUACUAUUUAUGGCCUCCUUUGGAGAAGAAGAAGGUGAAGAAGAAGAAAAAAAAGUUGACUCCAGUGGAGAAACUGAAAAGAAAGAUUUCAGAGCUGCUCUUAGGAAACAACAUGCAGCUGAACUCCAUCUAGGGGAUUUUUUAGUUUUUCUUCGAAGAGUUGUGUCUUCAAAAGCAAUUCAAUCAAAAAUGGCUUCCCCCAAAUGGACAGAGGUACUUCUAAACAUAGCGUCUCAGAAGUGCUCAUCAGGCAUUCCUCUCGUUGGUAACUUAAGAACGAGGCUUCUUGCACUUCAUGUCCUUGAGGCUGUGCUACCAGCAUGUGAAUCGGGAGUAGAAGAUGACCAAAUGGCCCAGGUUGUUGAACGCUUAUUUUCCCUUCUGUCGGAUUGUAUGUGGGAGACUCCCAUCGCUCAAGCCAAACAUGCUAUUCAAAUAAAGGAAAAAGAACAAGAAAUAAAACUACAGAAGCAAGGAGAGCUGGAGGAAGAAGAUGAAAAUCUCCCCAUACAAGAAGUCUCUUUUGAUCCAGAGAAAGCUCAGUGUUGCAUUGUGGAAAAUGGACAGAUUUUAACUCAUGGCAGUGGAGGAAAAGGAUAUGGAUUGGCGUCAACUGGGGUAACUUCUGGAUGCUAUCAGUGGAAGUUUUAUAUUGUGAAGGAAAAUAGAGGUAAUGAAGGCACAUGCGUUGGAGUUUCUCGCUGGCCAGUACAUGAUUUUAAUCACCGCACUACCUCAGACAUGUGGCUCUAUAGGGCUUACAGUGGUAACCUCUAUCACAAUGGAGAACAGACUCUGACACUUUCCAGCUUUACUCAAGGGGAUUUCAUUACCUGCGUGUUAGACAUGGAAGCCAGGACCAUUUCCUUUGGGAAAAAUGGAGAGGAACCCAAAUUAGCUUUUGAAGAUGUGGAUGCAGCCGAGUUGUACCCAUGUGUCAUGUUCUAUAGCAGCAACCCUGGUGAGAAGGUGAAAAUUUGUGACAUGCAGAUGCGUGGCACACCACGGGAUUUACUUCCAGGAGACCCUAUUUGUAGUCCAGUAGCAGCAGUGCUAGCCGAGGCCACUAUUCAGCUUAUCCGUAUCCUUCACCGAACAGACCGUUGGACUUACUGCAUUAACAAAAAGAUGAUGGAAAGGCUACAUAAAAUUAAGAUAUGUAUUAAAGAGUCAGGUCAGAAGCUAAAGAAAAGCCGCUCGGUUCAGAGCCGAGAGGAAAAUGAAAUGAGAGAGGAGAAAGAGAACAAAGAAGAAGAAAAAGGUAAACAUAAUAGGCACGGUCUUGCUGACCUCUCAGAGCCGCAGCUGAGGACUCUUUGCAUAGAGGUGUGGCCUGUGCUGGCAGUGAUAGGAGGAGUUGAUGCUGGUCUUAGAGUUGGAGGUCGGUGUGUUCACAAGCAAACUGGGCGCCAUGCCACGCUGCUGGGAGUGGUCAAGGAAGGCAGCACCUCUGCCAAGGUCCAGUGGGACGAAGCAGAAAUCACCAUCAGCUUCCCAACUUUUUGGUCGCCUAGUGAUACUCCAUUGUAUAACCUGGAACCCUGUGAACCACUGCUGUUUGAUGUGGCGCGAUUCCGAGGCCUGACAGCUUCUGUGCUGCUGGACCUAACAUAUCUGACAGGCAUUCAUGAAGAUGUGGGGAAACAGAGCAUCAAACGACAUGAAAAGAAACACCGUCAUGAGUCUGAGGAAAAGGGGGAAACUGAGCAGAAACCUGAGAGUGAAUCCAUUUUAGAUGUACGGACAGGGUUGAUGUCUGAUGAUGUCAAAAGUCAGGGUACCACAAGCUCCAAAUCAGAAAAUGAAAUAGCUUCAUUUUCUUUAGAACCAACACUGCCAGGUGUGGAAUCCCAACAUCAAGUAACAGAAGGAAAGAGGAAAAAUCAUGAACAUACAUCUAAAACGCACGACAUAGCUCAGUCAGAAAUCCGAGCAGUCCAGCUUUCCUAUCUCUACCUCGGUGCUAUGAAGUCACUCAGUGCUCUCCUUGGCUGUAGUAAAUAUGCUGAGCUCUUGCUGAUUCCAAAAGUUCUAGCUGAAAAUGGCCACAACUCAGACUGUGCGAGCUCUCCAGUUGUUCAUGAGGAUGUGGAGAUGCGUGCUGCUCUACAGUUCCUGAUGCGGCACAUGGUGAAGCGAGCAGUCAUGCGGUCACCCAUAAAGCGAGCGUUGGGGUUAGCUGACCUGGAACGGGCUCAAGCUAUGAUUUACAAACUAGUGGUCCAUGGGCUUUUGGAAGACCAGUUUGGGGGCAAAAUUAAGCAAGAGAUGGAUCAACAAGCUGAAGAAAGUGACCAAGCCCAGCAAGCACAGACACCAGUUACCACCAGCCCCUCAGCGUCCAGCACGACUUCCUUUAUGAGCAGCUCCCUUGAGGACACCACAACUGCCACCACUCCUGUCACUGACACAGAAACGGUGCCUGCAUCUGAGUCUCCAGGAGUGAUGCCACUUAGUCUUCUCAGGCAAAUGUUCUCCAGUUAUCCAACCACCACUGUGCUUCCUACACGUCGUGCACAGACUCCUCCAAUAUCAUCAUUACCAACCUCUCCUUCAGAUGAAGUAGGAAGGAGGCAAAGUUUAACUUCUCCUGAUUCCCAGUCUACAAGGCCAGCUAACCGCACAGCCUUGUCAGACCCCAGCAGCAGACUUUCCACCUCUCCUCCUCCCCCAGCAAUUGCAGUCCCUUUGCUGGAAAUGGGCUUCUCUCUCCGACAGAUUGCCAAAGCCAUGGAAGCUACAGGUGCUCGAGGAGAAGCUGAUGCCCAGAAUAUCACUGUUCUUGCUAUGUGGAUGAUUGAGCACCCUGGGCAUGAGGAUGAAGAGGAGCCCCAGCCAAGCAGCACAGCAGACUCCAGACAUGGAACAACAGUUCUGGGAAGUGGUGGGAAGUCAAAUGAUCCCUGUUAUUUGCAGUCACCAGGAGACAUACCAUCAGCUGAUGCUGCUGAAAUGGAGGAAGGCUUUAGUGAAAGCCCUGAUAAUCUGGAUCAUACAGAGAAUGCAGCUUCUGGAAGUGGACCACCAGCUAGAGGCCGAUCAACAGUAACAAGAAGGCACAAGUUUGACUUAGCAGCUCGCACAUUGCUUGCAAGAGCAGCGGGGUUAUACCGCUCUGUGCAGGCUCACAGGAAUCAAAGUCGGAGAGAAGGAAUAUCUUUGCAGCAAGACCCAGGGGCGUUGUAUGACUUUAAUUUAGAUGAGGAAUUGGAAAUUGAUCUUGAUGAUGAAGCAAUGGAAGCUAUGUUUGGACAAGACCUGACCAGUGACAAUGAUAUUCUGGGAAUGUGGAUCCCAGAGGUACUGGAUUGGCCUACCUGGCAUGUUUGUGAGUCUGAAGACAGGGAAGAAGUGGUGGUGUGUGAAUUGUGUGAAUGCAACGUCGUCAGCUUCAAUCAGCACAUGAAGAGAAACCACCCUGGCUGUGGGCGCAGUGCAAACCGCCAAGGUUACAGAAGCAAUGGCUCCUAUGUGGAUGGCUGGUUUGGUGGUGAAUGUGGGAGUGGAAAUCCAUACUACCUGCUGUGUGGCAGCUGCAGGGAGAAGUACUUAGCGCUGAAGACCAAAACCAAGACUACAAAUUCUGAAAGGUACAAGGGACAAGCUCCAGAUCUAAUUGGCAAGCAGGACAGUGUGUAUGAAGAAGAUUGGGACAUGUUAGAUAUUGAUGAAGAUGAAAAAUUAACAGGUGAAGAAGAAUUUGAAUUGCUUGCUGGACCACUUGGUUUAAAUGACCGGCGCAUUGUGCCAGAACCAGUUCAGUUCCCUGACAGUGAUCCACUGGGAGCAUCAGUAGCAAUGGUCACAGCUACCAACAGUAUGGAAGAGACUCUGAUGCAAAUUGGUUGCCAUGGCUCCGUGGAAAAGAGUUCCUCUGGAAGAGUGACACUAGGAGAGCAGGCAGCAGCCCUCGCAAACCCUCACGACCGGGUGGUGGCUUUAAAGAGAGUGACCGCUGCAGCUCAAGUCCUUCUGGCCAGAACCAUGGUCAUGCGAGCACUGUCUCUCCUCUCAGUCAGUGGUUCCAGUUGUAGCCUGGCUGCCGGUCUUGAGUCUCUGGGGUUAACAGAUAUCCGUACGCUGGUUCGGUUAAUGUGCUUAGCUGCAGCAGGGAGAGCUGGCCUUUCCACCAGCCCUUCUGCCAUGGCAAGUACCUCAGAACGUUCACGAGGUGGGCACAGCAAGGCCAGCAAGCCCAUUUCUUGCCUGGCCUACCUGAGCACAGCAGUGGGCUGCCUGGCCUCGAACACUCCAAGUGCUGCCAAGCUGCUGGUACAGCUGUGUACACAGAACUUGAUUUCUGCUGCAACAGGUGUCAAUCUCACCACAGUGGAUGAUCCAAUUCAGCGGAAGUUUCUACCCAGCUUUCUCCGUGGAAUUGCCGAAGAAAACAAGCUUGUAACCUCCCCAAACUUUGUUGUCACGCAAGCCCUUGUGGCGUUAUUGGCAGACAAAGGGGCCAAACUGAGACCUAACUAUGAUAAGUCAGAAGUAGAAAAGAAAGGUUUUAUUGCCCAAUUGUAUGCCCAUCCUUCCUAUGAUCCUUCUGCUGUAGGCCCUCUGGAGCUGGCCAAUGCCCUGGCAGCCUGCUGCCUCUCCUCUAGGCUGUCCUCACAGCAUAGGCAAUGGGCUGCUCAACAACUUGUGCGCACUCUUGCUGCACAUGACCGUGACAACCAGACUGCUCCACAAACACUCGCUGAUAUGGGAGGAGAUCUCAGAAAAUGCUCUUUUAUCAAGUUGGAGGCUCAUCAAAACAGAGUAAUGACAUGUGUUUGGUGUAAUAAAAAAGGCCUGCUGGCUACAAGUGGCAACGAUGGCACUAUUCGGGUGUGGAAUGUCACCAAGAAGCAGUACUCACUGCAACAGACCUGUGUAUUCAAUAGACUGGAAGGGGAUGCUGAGGAAAGCCUUGGAUCACCCAGCGACCCAAGCUUCUCACCGGUUUCCUGGAGUAUCAGUGGCAAAUACCUUGCUGGGGCUUUGGAAAAGAUGGUGAACAUCUGGCAAGUAAAUGGAGGAAAAGGAUUAGUAGAUAUUCAGCCUCACUGGGUGUCUGCCCUGGCUUGGCCAGAAGAAGGUCCAACUACAGCCUGGUCUGGAGAGUCUCCAGAGUUAUUGCUGGUGGGACGGAUGGAUGGGUCUCUAGGAUUGAUCGAAGUUGUUGACGUGUCCACUAUGCACCGCCGAGAACUGGAACACUGCUAUCGAAAGGAUGUAUCUGUCACUUGCAUUGCCUGGUUCAGUGAAGACAGACCGUUUGCAGUAGGAUAUUUUGAUGGAAAAUUGUUAAUGGGAACAAAAGAACCACUUGAGAAAGGAGGCAUUGUUCUUAUUGAUGCACAUAAGGAGACUCUUGUUAGUAUGAAAUGGGACCCAACAGGCCAUAUUCUUAUGACAUGUGCCAAAGAAGAAACUGUGAAACUCUGGGGGCCGGUUUCAGGAUGCUGGCGCUGUCUGCAUUCACUCUGUCAUCCAUCCACUGUAAAUGGUAUCGCCUGGUGUAGCCUUCCAGGGAAAGGAGCCAAGUUGCAGUUACUGAUGGCCACUGGCUGUCAGAAUGGCUUAGUGUGUGUUUGGCGUAUUCCACAAGAUACCACACAGACCAGUAUGAGUAGCUCAGAAGGAUGGUGGGACCAGGAAUCAAAUUGUCAGGAUGGCUGUAGGAAAUCGGCAGGAGCCAAGUGUGUUUAUCAGCUGCGGGGACACAUCACUCCUGUUCGGACUGUGGCCUUCAGUUCUGAUGGGUUGGCCUUGGUGUCUGGUGGACUUGGAGGGCUUAUGAACAUUUGGUCUUUAAGGGAUGGCUCUGUCUUACAAACUGUUGUGAUAGGCUCUGGAGCUAUUCAGACCACAGUAUGGAUUCCAGAAGUUGGGGUAGCUGCCUGCUCAAAUAGAUCAAAGGAUGUUUUGGUUGUGAACUGUACAGCAGAAUGGGCUUCUGCCAAUCAUGUUUUAGCAACCUGUAGGACAGCCCUGAAACAACAGGGUGUUCUAGGGUUAAACAUGGCUCCCUGCAUGAGAGCAUUUCUGGAGCGGCUACCCAUGAUGCUUCAAGAGCAAUAUGCUUAUGAAAAGCCUCAUGUGGUUUGUGGCGACCAGCUUGUUCACAGCCCCUACAUGCAGUGUCUGGCUUCCCUUGCUGUGGGCCUUCAUCUGGAUCAGCUGUUGUGUAGUCCUCCAGUGCCACCACACCAUCAGAACUGCCUCCCUGACCCUGCAUCCUGGAAUCCUAAUGAGUGGGCCUGGUUAGAAUGCUUCUCAACCACAAUCAAGGCUGCAGAAGCCCUGACCAAUGGAGCACAGUUUCCAGAGUCAUUUACUGUCCCAGAUCUAGAGCCUGUGCCCGAGGAUGAGCUAGUACUCCUCAUGGAUAACAGCAAGUGGAUCAAUGGCAUGGAUGAACAAAUUAUGUCUUGGGCAACUUCCAGGCCUGAGGACUGGCACCUGGGAGGUAAAUGUGAUGUCUACUUAUGGGGUGCUGGCAGGCAUGGACAGCUGGCCGAAGCGGGAAGAAAUGUAAUGGUACCAGCCACUGCUCCUUCAUUCUCACAGGCCCAACAGGUUAUAUGUGGUCAGAACUGUACCUUUGUCAUCCAGGCCAAUGGCACAGUGUUGGCCUGUGGGGAAGGAAGCUAUGGCAGAUUAGGGCAAGGAAAUUCAGAUGACCUUCAUGUACUGACUGUUAUUUCAGCCCUGCAAGGCUUUGUGGUGACUCAGCUGGUGACUUCCUGUGGCUCUGAUGGGCACUCAAUGGCCCUGACAGAAAGUGGUGAAGUCUUCAGCUGGGGAGACGGAGACUACGGCAAACUUGGCCAUGGGAACAGUGACAGGCAACGGCGGCCAAGGCAGAUCGAGGCCUUACAAGGAGAAGAAGUGGUACAGAUGUCUUGUGGCUUCAAGCAUUCAGCAGUAGUAACAUCAGAUGGCAAACUCUUCACUUUUGGGAAUGGUGACUAUGGUCGUCUGGGUCUUGGAAACACCUCUAACAAAAAACUUCCAGAGAGAGUGACUGCGCUGGAGGGAUAUCAGAUUGGACAGGUGGCCUGUGGGCUGAACCACACCUUGGCAGUGUCAGCCGAUGGCUCCAUGGUGUGGGCAUUUGGAGAUGGAGACUAUGGAAAACUGGGCUUAGGAAAUUCCACUGCAAAAUCCUCCCCGCAGAAAGUUGAUAUCCUUUGCGGAAUUGGAAUUAAAAAGGUUGCUUGUGGAACUCAGUUCUCUGUGGCUUUGACCAAGGAUGGUCAUGUGUAUACUUUUGGUCAAGACCGCUUGAUAGGCUUGCCUGAGGGGCGUGCCCGUAAUCACAAUCGACCCCAGCAAAUCCCUGUCCUAGCUGGAGUGGUCAUUGAAGACGUGGCAGUAGGAGCUGAACACACACUUGCUUUGGCAUCAACUGGAGAUGUUUAUGCCUGGGGGAGCAAUUCAGAAGGGCAGCUUGGCCUAGGCCACACCAACCAUGUUCGAGAACCAACCCUGAUAACAGUUCUGCAAGGGAAAAACAUCCGUCAGAUCUCAGCUGGCCGUUGUCACAGUGCCGCAUGGACAGCACCACCUGUUCCACCAAGAGCACCAGGUGUGUCAGUGCCUCUCCAGCUGGGCCUGCCUGACACAGUGCCCCCGCAGUACGGGGCACUGAGAGAGGUGAGCAUCCACACUGUGCGGGCCAGGCUCCGGCUGCUCUACCACUUCUCUGACCUCAUGUACUCAUCGUGGAGGCUGCUGAAUCUCAGCCCCAACAACCAGAACAGCACAUCUCAUUACAAUGCUGGAACGUGGGGCAUUGUGCAGGGCCAACUGCGACCUCUGUUAGCUCCAAGAGUCUACACGCUCCCCAUGGUACGCUCCAUAGGGAAAACCAUGGUUCAAGGCAAAAAUUACGGGCCUCAGAUUACUGUCAAGAGAAUAUCAACCAGAGGUCGGAAGUGUAAGCCCAUCUUUGUUCAAAUAGCAAGACAAGUGGUAAAGCUAAAUGCAUCAGACCUCCGUCUACCCUCCCGAGCAUGGAAGGUUAAGCUGGUUGGAGAAGGGGCUGAUGAUGCUGGAGGAGUAUUUGAUGACACCAUCACAGAGAUGUGCCAGGAACUUGAAACUGGUGUCGUUGACCUUCUCAUCCCGUCUCCUAAUGCUACUGCAGAAGUUGGUUACAAUAGGGACCGGUUCCUUUUUAACCCCUCUGCCUGCCUUGAUGAACACUUAAUGCAGUUCAAGUUCUUGGGAAUUUUAAUGGGGGUUGCCAUUCGGACCAAAAAGCCUCUGGACCUUCACCUGGCGCCUCUGGUAUGGAAGCAGCUGUGCUGUGUUCCACUCACCCUGGAGGACCUGGAGGAGGUGGAUCUGCUCUACGUGCAGACCCUUAACAGCAUCCUUCACAUUGAAGACAGUGGCAUUACUGAGGAGAGUUUCCAUGAGAUGAUUCCUCUUGAUUCUUUUGUUGGCCAGAGUGCUGAUGGCAAAAUGGUUCCCAUAAUCCCUGGUGGAAAUAGUAUCCCACUCACAUUUUCCAAUAGGAAGGAGUAUGUGGAAAGGGCCAUUGAGUAUCGACUGCAUGAGAUGGACCGUCAGGUGGCUGCAGUUCGGGAAGGGAUGUCCUGGAUUGUCCCUGUGCCGCUGCUGUCCCUCCUCACGGCCAAGCAGCUGGAGCAGAUGGUGUGUGGGAUGCCUGAGAUCUGUGUGGAAGUCCUGAAGAAGGUGGUGCGCUACCGCGAGGUGGACGAGCAGCACCAGCUGGUGCAGUGGCUCUGGCGCACGCUCGAGGAGUUCUCCAACGAGGAGCGGGUGCUCUUCAUGCGCUUUGUGUCUGGGCGCUCCCGGCUGCCGGCCAACACGGCCGACAUUUCUCAGAGGUUUCAAAUCAUGAAGGUCGAUAGGCCUUAUGACAGUCUGCCUACCUCACAGACCUGCUUCUUCCAGCUGCGGCUGCCCCCCUAUUCCAGCCAGCUGGUCAUGGCGGAGCGCCUGCGCUAUGCCAUCAACAACUGCCGUUCAAUUGACAUGGACAACUACAUGCUCUCGAGAAACGUGGACAACGCCGAGGGCUCUGACACUGACUACUGACGCCUGAGGGCGCUGUCACCCUUUCUCCAUAAUGCUCACUUCCGAUUGAUGUUGGUACACUUCCGUGGUGACUGCUAGAUGUUUUAGGAGCAUAAGCCGACAUAAACAGUGGCCACAUUUAGUUACUUCAAAUGAAACAAAAAACUAGAUGUUUUUAUUUUUCUGUGAUUGUACAAAAACAAAAGCAGAAACUGCUCAGUCAGGUUUCCCUCUGUAUUUUUGGUCACUUUGGAUAAGUUUGCAUGGAACCAUUUUGGUGCAUUUUUAGUUGGGAAUGAUACAUUUUUGUAAGCUCACCCAGUGAACAUGAAAUUGUACAUUGUGUAUAAUUGUUCAUUAGAAAGGACAGUUUUACAUGAAUAUUCAUAUAUUUAUUUUGUUUUAGUUUGAUUCGCCUGUGCAGGGUUCCUUAUGCAGAGAAAUAAAGCAGAUUCAGGAAUCAGA
Messenger RNA from Peromyscus maniculatus bairdii (prairie deer mouse), 15304 nucleotides. Lineage: Eukaryota; Metazoa; Chordata; Mammalia; Rodentia; Cricetidae. The record is from RefSeq and is a predicted model, not a curated record.